Molecule: messenger RNA, 2309 nt
Organism: Paralichthys olivaceus (Japanese flounder)
Lineage: Eukaryota; Metazoa; Chordata; Actinopteri; Pleuronectiformes; Paralichthyidae
Source: RefSeq, a predicted model, not a curated record
UUUUUAAUUUCUGUGUUUCCUCAGACGACUCCGACGAAACUCCUCUUCCACCGACUGCAGAGCGACAGGUGGUCCAGUCUCUGGGCGUGGCCAUCUACAGAGCUCUGGACUGGGGCCUGGACGACAGUGAGGAACGGGAGCUCAGUCCGCAGCUGGAGCGCCUCAUCGAGCGCAUGGCCGGCGGGGGCCCGGACGGGGGCCCGGGCGGGGGGGGCGACAGCAUCGCCGGAAACGGAGCGGCGGAUGAGGGGUACAGCGGACAAGAGGAGGAAGAGGAAGAGGAGGAGGAGGAGGAGAAGGCGAAGGAGAAGGAGGGAGCGAUGAGGCCGGUGUGUACGUUCCGUCAGGUGAUGGCGAUGUGUGCGUCCCGGCUGUCCGAUCCCAGCCUGGCUCCAGAGCACUACCCGGCUGUGUGCAGGGCUCUGUUCGUAGAGACGCUGGAGCUGCAGACCUUCCUCACCAAGAUCAGAGACGCCAAAGAGAUGCUGAAGAAGAUCACGACAGAGGAAGCUCUGGAAGAUCAGUCGACAGCUGAGCUGGACGCACUGAAGAACAGAGACUGGGCCCGUCUGUGGGUGCAGCUGAUGAAGGAGCUCAGACAGGGAGUGAAGCUGAAGAAGGUGCAGGAGCAGCCGUUCAACCCGCUGCCCACAGAGUUCAGCCUCACGCCCUUCGAGAUGCUGAUGCAGGACAUACGAGCGCGAAGGUUCCAGCUGCGUAAAGUCAUGGUGGACGGGGACAUUCCCACCCGAGUGAAGAGAAACGCACAUGAACUGAUUCUGGAUUUCAUCAGGUCACGACCUCCGCUCAAACCAGUCAUGGAGCGCAGCCUCCCCCCUCCUCCCCCGCAGCAGCAGUCCCUCCAUGACCAGGUCCUCGCUGAGAUCAAGCAGGAGAGGAAGCUCAGGCCCGUGGACCCGCCCAGCUCCAGACCCUUCGGCUCUCUGCCCUGUCUCGCUCAGACGUGUCCCUGCAGCGUCAAAUCUACUUCAUGCAUCGACUUGUCUGUGUCGGACUCUGGGCCCCGGCCCUCGUCCCGCCCUCGCAUCCUGCUCAAGGCCCCGACUCUGGCAGAGAUGGAGGAGAUGAACAUAUCAGAGGAGGAGGAGUCCCCAGACAACAGCGAGCUGAAGCGGGUGGAGAGCUCCCCCAUGCCUCUGAAACGGGACCGUUCCUUCUCUGAGCACGACCUGGCGUUGCUCCGUGGAGAGAUGCUUCCUUCGCUCUCCGAGUCGGCCCAGCUGGACGGGGCGGUCAGGCUGAGAUUCGAGAGGCCGCGGUCCCGGACUCUGACCAGCUGCGGACCGCCACCUUACUUCAGAGCAUCCUUCCCGGGUCACAGCUGGGUGCCGUCCUCCCCGGCCCGUCUGUCUCUGAGCUCAGUGGACGAGACCACGGAGGCCUCAGAGGCGGCGUCACGCUCCAGAGCUGCAGACGAGCACCAGUGGAUGGAGGAGUUCAGUCAUCCUGUGGAGAGUCUCGCUCUCACCGUGGACGAGGUCAUCAACGUGCGCCGAGUGCUCGUCAAAGCUGAGAUGGAGAAGUUUCUUCAGAGCAAAGAGCUUUACAACAACCUGAGGAGAGGCAAGGUUUGCUGCUGCUGCAGAGUCAAGUUCCCUCUCUUCUCGUGGCCGUCUACGUGCCUGCUGUGUAAACGAUCCGUCUGUGGCUCCUGCAGCGCGAAGAUGAAGAUUCCCUCGAAGAAGAUGGCUCACAUCCCCGUGUACACGGUGGGAUUCCACAGCGCCCCCAAGAGCCACGCACACAAAAGCCAAGUCUAUAAGUCCCUGAGGAGUUUGUCCCGUCGCUCAGUGGAGGAGGAGUUCCCUCACCUCUACGCUCAUGGCUGCACGCUGCGUGACAUCUGCGCCGAAUGCACCAAGUUCGUAGCCGAUGUCAUUUCCUCCAGCCGCCGGAGCCUGGACAUCCUCAACAACACUCCCAAGAGGGAGGCCAGGGCCGCGGCCGCCGCCGCGGCCGCCGCCGCUCACAGGCCACAGCUGCAGCGUCAGUCCCACCUGGAGACUUUUCCUCAGCAGGACCCUCCCCCCCAGCCUCACCCACAGUCACUGUGUCUCCCCCAGCUCCCUCCCCAGGCCCAUCAGCAACAGCAGCAACUUCACGCGUCAUUGCCUCCUUCUUCGCCGCAGCUCCGCAACGACACGAUCAACAAUGUGAACCAAUGAUUAGAUACACACUGUUUACCUUUCUGCCUCCACACACACACACACACACACACACACACACACACUGACACUGCACACACACACACACACACACACACACACACACUGACACUGCACUACACU